AUGCUUCGAGUUUCUAAAGAAGACGGCGACGAAAUCCUCAAAAGAUGUUUCAAUAAUCGCUUGGAUGGUCAGAGCGCAUUGAAUGCGCUACGUAAAAAAUAUCCGGAAGCAGCGGAGGAACAAGAUAAGCUGGAAAACUUGGCAUCCGAUCAAACGCUUUCGAGCUCAAGUUCCGGCGAAACUUCCGAAAAAUCAUCACUCAAACGUCAAGUUAGCGAUGAUUCCUCAGAAACCUCUGGUUCGAAGAAAUCGAGAGAGGAUACUCCGGAAGAUCAGGUCCUGUCAGGAGGUGACUCUUCACAAGAAGGACCAUCAGUAAGUAAUCCAGAAGCACGCGAAAUAACACCAGAUUCUGAAGAAGAGCUUCUCAACGAUUUCGAGGACGAAACGUUUUUUGAUGAUGAAAUUCGAAAAAUGAAGGAGUCAUCAAAACAUUAUACUGAAGAAGAAAUUUGGAAAAAUUCGCGAAGAGGAGUGUUUCUUCGUUUCGAGGAAUGGGCACUUGAGGAAAUCAAAGCUCAAAAAGAUACUAUUCUUAUUCCGAGAUUAAUGUACCUUCGAAAACUUUCCCCUUACUGCCGCGAACUGGUUGAGAACAUCAAGCUGUCAAUCGAAAAGAUCAAACUGACUAUUGGUAGAAACACAGCUUGCAUAGAAACGCAUAUCAAUGGCGACAAGAAAGAAAUCAAGUAUCGUGGAACUCCAGAAUCAGGAGGUACUGGAUUUUCGAGAAACGACAUCUUCAGAGCAUAUGGCGCUCAUCCAAACUUUCGAGCUGUUGUGGUUUGGGAUUUGAUUGCUCUCAUCCGAAUGUCGUCGUUCAAACUUGACGAAUUGGAGAUCACGAUGGGCCAAGUUUUCAAAGAAGACGAACCAAGUUAUUCUGAUGACAAAUUCUAUCAUUGCCUGAGAAAACAUUUGAAACAGUUGUCAAGAGAAGUUGAAGUUGAGAAGUUCUCAUUUACCAUUUCCCUCCGCGAACAAGAGGGUUACCUACUUGAUAACCCCCGAUUGUGCAGUGUGAGCUCUGUCAUGAAGUAUUUGAAGCCGAAAACUCUGAAAUAUCUCAAGUUCCGAAUUUGGAGAGUUCAGUUUCCUCUUCAGCCUCCUUCUGGAACAAAAUUUCGUUGCAUUCAACUCAAUGAACCGAAACCAAAUGAACCGACGCGUCCAACGGACAUUUAUUUCGAACAAAGUCAUUAUGAAUUCCCUAGCACAAUUACAAAGUUGAAGUCAUGGAAAGCGGCUGCUGAGUUAGACAUCGAAGAUGACAAAAUUGUGGGAACAGUUAUUGCGAAUACUCACUUCGAACGUAUUUCAUUCGGACUUAUUUCCGAUCCAGAGAUUGCAGUUGAUAUUAUUAAAACAAUUGCUGCUCAUCCACCAACCGUGGAAAUGUGUGUUGUGACCUUCACAACUCCAAUUGAUUCCAAAACGUUGAGAGAAGCUAUUAAAUAUUCUUGCCCGGACGUUUGUAGUGAAGACAAUAACGAUAUUCUCAUCCAACCAAAAGACAAAGAGAAACGGAAGGUUCGCCUUUGCUUCACGGUCAACGGUUUCAUUUUGACUCUCGACGGAAUUCCUCAAUGA
This is a messenger RNA of Caenorhabditis remanei, 1590 nucleotides long. RefSeq lists its product as uncharacterized. Gene Ontology annotation, biological process: innate immune response. The coding region runs from base 1 to 1590 and encodes 529 amino acids. NCBI's taxonomy places the organism in Eukaryota, Metazoa, Nematoda, Chromadorea, Rhabditida, Rhabditidae. The record is from RefSeq and is a predicted model, not a curated record. The transcript has 5 exons.